AAAAUGCGGUGGUCAUUUCCAUAUAGUCCACUUUUAUCAAACAGUAUACCUUGGAGUUCAGUUAGUUUCGGACUUGGAGUUGAUUCAAACGUAAAAAUAAUUUCCUCGAUUCUAACGGUGCCUUAUUUGAACAAGGUGGUGAAAUUUUUUUUUAGUGAGGUGUGAAUUUUCUUGGCGCAAUAAAUAAAGGAAUAAUUUUCGAUUGAAGCAGUUAGAAGUUUUAAACUAUCAAAAUGCAGUCGUGUGGAAUGAAUAUUAUCAAAUAUAUUCUGUUUGUGUUUAACGUCUUCUUUGCGAUAAGUGGACUCGGCAUAUUGAUAGCUGGGGCUCUAGUUCUCUCAGACAUCAAUGAAUUUAACUACUUCUUGGAAGGUCGAGUCACCGCACCCCCAAUCGUUCUGAUUGUUACUGGUGCCAUCAUAUUUUUAAUAGCUUCACUGGGAUGCUACGGAGCCAUCAGGGAGUCACCGUCGAUGCUUUAUGCCUUUGCCUUCCUCUUGUUGAUUAUAUUCAUCGUUGAGCUGGCAGUUGGAAUUGCAGCAUGUGUAUUCAAAUCGGACCUGCAAAUGAUGCUUCAAAAAUCUUUGCAAGACUCUAUCGAACGAUCUAGCAUGGACGAUAUAAUGGCUUGGGAUAAUGUUCAGCAAAAGUUACAGUGUUGCGGUAUCAAUGGAGCAUCGGACUGGCAAGAUUUUAGCCGAAACCAUACAAUAAGAGCUAGCUGCUGUCGUCCUAAUCAUAUUGAUGGAACUAAAGAUUGCAAGAACGGUGCAGCGCUGUUCCAGCAUCGUUAUUACCAGGAUGGUUGCCUGCCGAAACUCAAGUCAAAAAUUGAUAGCAACGCUGUCGUUUUAAUUGGUGUGGGACUCGGUCUAGCAUUCGUUCAACUUCUUGGAAUUGUUUUGGCGUGCUGGCUGGCCUCGGCAAUCCGAAGAGAAAAUGCGAAGUAAAGAUAAGGAUCAGCAAAUAAUAAUCGAUGCGAGAACCAGCAUACGCCAUCAUAAUUCCAAGCAACAAUCAAAUACCUCUUUGUCAUUUAAAUUUCUAUAAUCAAGCAUUUACAUGGCAUUCAUAAUGGCUAAUGUGAAGGUUAAAAUGUUGUUAUUAUUCGAAAUUGAGAUAUUAUAUAACUAAGUUGAAU
Molecule: messenger RNA, 1141 nt
Organism: Bradysia coprophila
Lineage: Eukaryota; Metazoa; Arthropoda; Insecta; Diptera; Sciaridae
Gene: Tsp47F
Product: Tetraspanin 47F
Cellular component (GO): plasma membrane
Source: RefSeq, a predicted model, not a curated record